AGAAGCCUCGUCGAGCAUAACCGCCAUUUCAAAAGAAAAGCCACUCUUGACGUUCGUCAAUUAGUAACUGCUUAUGGUUAAUUUUUUAAACUUUUUCCGCGUGAUAAUGGUUAGAAGAACGCAGGCUAAAGAGGAUUUAAAGCACAGCCGAGCAUACCCUGGUUGGCCUGGUUAGGUCACGUGCAUUACGAAAGAGACAGUGGUCAGAUUUCACAACCAAAUCGUUUAAAUUAGUACAUGGCGCAGAGAGGCGAGAAGAAAUCGCAUGAGGCCACUCCGACCUUCGUCGAUUUAAACGACUUAGCAUGUAGCAGGGUAAGAACUCAAUAGCUGAUCCGCUUUAGACCACUCAUUUACGAGUAUCUUUGAGCAAUAAAUCCUAGUGAAAACUACGAUACUUUGGUUAUCUUUGCAUUGUUUUUAUAGGGAAUGACAUGAUUUCUUGAGUAAUUUGGAAUAUAUCAGACUUUAAGCCAGUUUUUUGUACUUUGUUGGGUGGUUUUGUUCUCAGCACUCUCUUUCAAACUCUGUUUCAAAACUCUGUUACUCUUUUGUGACCUGUCCGCCAUUUUCGUGGCUUUCUUUUCAAUCGGAUUUAAUUGACGUGUUCUCAGCCAAUGAGUACGCUGAAAUUUUCCUUUGUAUGUUAUUAGUAGGUAAAUCAAACUUGCUUCAAAUUCGAGAGGCCAUUGGCCAUAUAUAAAUGAAAUCAUUAUUAUAUCUGGCAAGUUCAAGGCACACAUUCUGCUGUUGUGAAUUUUAACAAAGUACACUUAAUAAGCUUAACAACAGGGUUUUUCCCUUAAUUUCAUUAAUGGUCACGAUAAAGUUAUUAUGACUAGGAUGUCCUCAAAAUUUUAAUGACCUCCUUUACCCAACAUACUGAACAAGUGUGUAUGUAAGUUAUUCAAAUCAAGAAGAUGAGUGCUCAUUUCGAAAAUUUGAAUUUUACUUAAGUCAAGAAGAACAGGAAAGAUACUGGCAUGGAUAAUAGCUUAAUUGCUGUUACCUGCAUUCUCUACAAUGAAAUUCAGCAAUAUGAUAAGGUCUUCAUAUAUGACAGAUGUCCUUGUGACCAUGUCGUACAAUGAAAAUCAUUGAAUUUCAAUGUAUUUCAAGCAAAAUGCUCCACAAAUUAACUUCCAUUAUUGAGCAUUUCAGUAACAUCCAUACCAAGUGUUAUAGAGAAGGCCAUACCACUCACAUUUAGUGAAACUCUAACUAAGACAUUAAAGGUUAGCAGUGUCAUUGGAGGUUACAUGAUACUUUUAAACAUUGCUGAAAUAUCUGUUGCCCAUGAAGAGCACAUUUUGAUAAGUUUAACUGAAAAAAAGCUGGUAAAAACGCCUUGUUCAGUGUAUCUUUCGCUGAGAUUCCAAGUUUUCAGGGUAACCACACUUUUUUUUGUAGGGCAGGUUGGGUUUCAAUCAUGGGGAAGAAUAAUACCCUGGAAUUUACUAACACAAGACUGCUGUGUUUCAGGUGGGAGGUGAAAUAAUGUUUGCCACAGAUGAUUGGUAUGCUGUCGCUGAAAAUGUAUUGAAGGUAAUCUCAAGCUUCAUUUCUACCAGGGGAAAACUGAUAAGCUGAAAAGCUAUGGGAAAGUCAGGGAAAUCCAAACCAUGUCGCAGAUUUCUAUCAAUAAUAAUUGUUCAUAGUCAAUGGUGAAUUGUGAGUGAUAUAAGCUGCAACAUUACAAAUAUCAAGCAUUAGUGUCAAUCGGAACCCUAUUUAUGUAGAACACUACUUGAAGAUUAAUAACCAUACUUACACUCAUGCUAACUGAUUUAUCUAUCAGAGUUCAUAGAUUCCGCUCUCUUGUUAAAUUCCAAUUCAAAGAGGAGAGGCAGAUGUACCAGUGUUUAUCUCUGGGUAAAUAUUGGGUAUCUUUUUAUUGAUUAUCAGGGAAAUUUGCUUGUUAAAACUUUCUAUAGAAAUGAAAAUUGUAUAAUAAACAAAAAUGCCCAUAGUACUGAGUUGUUGGUUAGGAGAAACAUAACAUUGUGAGCCAUAUAUUGAUUUUUGUGUUUUUAUUUGAUACUGCAUAACUAUCAUCAAGUGAAGUCACUCAAAGCCACUUGGAUUAAAAAAUAUCUAGAUCCAGAAAACAGUAGCAAAUGGAAAAUUAUCUUUAAUUUAGAGCUAGGAAAGUAUGGAGGCAAUGGUUUUUUUAAAGGAUAUCUUAACUGAAGAUCCACAUAUUAAAAUAAUUGUAGAAAUAUGGUCAGAUACUUUUUUUGAAGGAAGAAUAGUGUCCAAGGACCAUUUUUUGUCUCUACCUCUUUGGCAAAAUUCAUUAAUAAGAAUAAACAAUGCAACAGUAUUAUAUAAAGAAUGGCUUUCCAGGAGUAUAGCAAAAAUAAAACAUUCAACAGAUAAUUCUAAUAACUUUAUUUCCCUUGUCAGCUUUCAAAAUAAAUAUGAAAUCCAAAUAAAACUGCUAAUGUUUUUUGGAAUAAUCUUCGCAAUAAAACUUUUGCAAUAACAAAUCCAAACAACACAACUUGUUAAUACAUUUUUAAAAAGCCAAAAGUCUUCAAGAAUUGUAUACUAUCAACUUAUAUCUGAUAAAGGCCAAUGACCAAUACCAUGUCAAGAGAAGUGGCACAAAUAUAUCGGUUCUACGACCAAUAGAAAUGUUGAUUGGAGGAAAGUCUAUCAAACAUCUGCUGUGUGCACAAGGAACUCUAAAACUAAUAGAUAUCAAUUUCAGAUUUUUACGUAGACGGCUAGCGACAAAUAGCUAUUUACAAAAAAUAGGAAUUAGACAGGACAGAAAAUGCAACUUUUGCCAUAACAAAAAAGAAGAUCUGUUUCACAUAUUCUGGCAAUGCCAAGAAAACAAAAAUGAUGUGGCAGAAUCUUGCAACAUGGCUUCAGUCCUGUCAGAUUCUCCCAAAAGACAACCAACUACUCAUGGAAACAGCUUUAAGUCUUAGGCUUGACAGCUCCAAUUUCAAACUCUAAAUAAAUUUUUGCUGCCUAAUGGCUAAACACUAUAUUUGGAUAUGUUGAUCAAAAGAACUUUAUCUAACUCAAAACAUUACUUCUUGAUUCAUCUGAAACAUAUACAUCACUUAGAAAACAGGACACCAAGCAACACAAAAAAAAUGGAAGCCUUUUCUACCCUGGCUGGAUCAGGUCUCCUGGGCCUUUGACUCUGAAACCAGUCCUUCUCUCAUAUAUAAAACAUAUAUUAAAAUAAUAUACUUUGUGUAGAAUAUGUUUUGCCCUGAAGAAAGAAAGAAAGAAAGAAAAAAGAAAAGAAUCUAUAAAAUAAAAAUUUGUUUUGUUUUGAUCUGUUUUUUCUUUUGUAAUUAAAUAAAUUUAAAAUAAAAUGGAAAAAAGUAAAAGAAACAUUGUGAGUCAAAUGAAUAAUUUGUAAUGUUAAGAAAAACAAGCAAGUAAUUAACAUGGGAUGCUAUUCAAUGGCAGGUUACCCAUUGUCACUUUUCACCAGGUUUUUCUAACAAUUUGCAGGUACUACUUUAUACACCUGGAAAGAGAAAAGUGCUGUGAGACGAUAACAAAAUUAAGCUCUGCUAGAAAGAUCAACUCAUACAUGUUUUCUUCUCAAAUUUAUUUAAACCUUUAAUUUAAUUAAGAAAUAGCAACAACACAAAAUUAACAUUCAGCUGGCUGUGUCAGCUUUCUCAAAAAUUUUAAAGCUUCAUUGAAGUCUGCAGGCUAAGUUCUUAAUAAAGGCUGUAUCUCAUAUUUGACUUAGUUAAAUCUUGUAGCUUGCUCCUCCAGAGUGGCGUGAAGGAGUGUUCACAUCAUACGGCAAGUGGAUGGAUGGAUGGGAAACAAGGCGUAAGAGAAUUCCUGGGCAUGACUGGUGUAUAAUAAAACUUGGGAUACCUGGAGUAAUCCACGGACUUGAUAUUGAUACAUCAUACUUCACAGGCAACUAUCCUCCUAAAGCUUCUAUUCAAGCUGCCUGCCUUGAAAAUGGUAAGAGUAUUUGGACUAAACAUCUCCAGCACUUUGUGAAGAUGCCAUGUAACAGCUUGAGGGUUUGAAACUAAUACCUCUCCAUUGCUCAUGGUCUAAAUAUAUAAGAAGAAUAUUCUGCUUUUGUGAUAACGUCUCCAAAUAUUUAGACUUUAACGUCUUUCAAAUAGGACUCACAAUAAUCUUUGUGCUAUCUCUAGCAUCAACGUCUUUACUGUAAAGUACAGGUUAGUUAGUUUUAGAACUGUUGCUGCUGGCUUGUUCUUGGGGCUUUCUAAGGGGUUUAUUCUAUAGCUAAGGUUCCCUUGUCCAGCAAAACUUGUUUUAACAGUGAGCUCAACCAUCGCAAAUCAGGUUAUGUCCAAAUCAAGUUAAAGCAAAAUUUGUCUUGUUGAAUUGGAGGGGCACAUGAAUGAGUAAAAUUUUUUAGGAAUAUCUUGGAUUUCUUGAAGCUGAACUUUUGAUGUACCUCUAAAAUACCAUACCGUGUCCUUUGAUAGAUACAAUUCAAGUAGAUGCUGUAAGUUGAAGCUUACCUAUCAUUUCAGUUUGAAUUUUUAUUUGAUUUAACAUCAGAUUCAGUGAUAUUCCCACAACGAAAGAGUAUGAUGGGAAGUGCAGCUUGUGCUGACUGGGUAAGAAAAGUAGCCCAACUCACACAGGUAUGUAAAGAAUCAUUAUCUGUAAACUUUGACUCCUACUUUUAGUUUAUAGGCGAAGAAGAAUGCACUAUUUGGAUGGUAAGAGAAUUACAUGUACAAGAGAUCUCAAUUAACACGCACUUCAUCAGUUUUCAUGUUUUUCAGAAUUUCGACAUCUUAGGACAAAAGUUGGCUGGUAUUUUUAACAAAUACUUAGUUAAUGCUAUCAAAAUUUCAAAGAAAGGUAAUUAUUAGAAAAUAACCAUAAAAUGUUUUCACUCAAGAUCUUCAGUAGAACUGCUUUCCAAAAGUAUCAAGAUCCUAACCAUCAUUUGAUCAACAGCACUCUUCACUUUCCCACACAUAAUUUGAGUAAUUGACAGAGUCAAUUUCUGUGUACCCCUAAAUUCCAUAAAAAUUUAAAGGGUAAGAGGCCUAGAGCAAUUUUUUGUCAUAUGUUGUUAUGUUAUAGCCCAGCAUUGAUCCCUUUGUGUGACUGCUUUAGUUUGACCAAGUGAUUACACUGUUCCCACUGAUGAUUUUGCUUCUCCAUUUGUUCAGAGGUACUUCACACUCUCCAAGAUAUUUUAUACCAUCUGGCAAUGAAUUUUGCAUGAAUUUAAAUUUUGAUCGAAUACCACUCUCACACCAUGUCAACUGAACCUUAGGUCUAGUCACUUAACAGUAUUGAUUGACACAUAACAUUCAAGGUGCUGCUAUUAAGGAACCAUUAGGAAAUGCAGUUUGAGUUGAACAACAUCUUAUAAAAAUACCCCCCCUUCCCCUCCCCAAUUGAAGUUGCACAUUCCUAGACAGUGAAGUGUAUUGUUGAAUCUCUCAAUGUCACAGUCUCAGUGACGUCGAGAGAUUUAUUUACAUUUCAAAGGGUAUUGUCUGAAGUGCCAAUUCCCAUAUAGCUGGUCUUUGACCUUUUUUGCAGCAUGAGCACUACUUCCAGGCCAAUAAGACACCAUGGCACUUUGUCUUUACCUUCAAAUUGCAAAGUCUAUUUAGCAUGGUUGCAUGGCCUGGUGUAUGUGGUACCCCAAACCCUUUCCAUUUUGGCAUCUAGUACUGCAUGCUUAUCAUGCAUGUCUACCAGAUGUUUUGAGCAGCUACUGUUGCAUUGUCUCUAACCUGCUAUCCAGCUAGAUAUUUUUCGGGUCCCUCACUUGACUUGUUCAUAUUUUUCUGUUACAUACUAGCUAUUUGCUUUUAACAUUACAUAUAAUCUUGACGGAGUGGUUCUUAGGGGGUUUGAUCAGUCUACACUACAGAUAAUUCUCCCUAGAAUGUUUAUUAGAAAUUUCAAGGAGUUCACCUUGAACUUGAUCACAGUAUUUUCUUGACUGGUGUUGCAAUUCAAAAACCUUCUCAAGAUUGAAAUCUGAUGUGAGGUUGCAGUAUGGAAUGUUCCAGAACUGAAUCAUGAUGGCUGGUUGCCCUUGGUUGUUUAUUAUUAAUGUCAUACAGUGUGUAUAAUCUAUUCCUCCUAGUGUUUCAUUCAUCAUUUUUGGUCCUUGUCAUUGCACAGGACUGGCAGUUUAGUUUCAUUUUGACAACCAUACUUUGAGUCAAUGCUAUCACCUCAAAUAAACAUGUACCAUAAAUCUGGAUUACGGUAUUCGGUCUCCAUUUCAUAGCCAUAAUCCUUGGAAGGAGGGCAGCAAAUUGUUUGACAAGCAAAACUCUAUGAGCCAUAAGGGAGGAGUGACCCUAAAAGCCAGAAUGGUAGAAUGGUGGAAAAUGAUCCCAAAUCCUAAAACAUGGAACGGCAGAAAAUGACCCCAAAUCCUAAAACAUGGAACGGUGUAAAAUGAUCCCAAAUCCUAAAACACAGAACGGAUGUCAUGUUUUUUGUUUUUUGUUUUUUUUUUUUUAAUUUUAAUUUUUUUGUUUUGUUUUGUUAUUUUUUUUUUAAAAUCUUCUAAAACUGUGGCCCCCAAAAUAUUUUUCUCACCUUGUGAAAAAAAAAUUUUCAAAUUUUUCACAACUUCGCCUGCUCCUGUUCGUAUGUUUGGUUGAGCCUUUAUGGUCACUGGCCCCUGUAUAGCCUCUAACUAUGGCUUAUAAAUACAGGCAUUUAGUUUCAACUUGUAAAACUCCCUGAAGAAGUCUACAACAGCUAGAUGAGAUGCGUCUGAGAGUAAAGAAGUUUUGUAACUACAAUUUGCAAAGUGUUCCUCAUUAGUUCAGUUUUAAAAAAUUGUUUAAAAAAAUUGUGAAAGAAAUUGGUCCAGACAAUUUCUGAGCUGCCAAAGGGAAUGAAGUUGAAAAACAAAUAUUCAAUCAUUGUUGCAAACAGUUCCAUGCACACAGCUUUAAACUUAACUUUAUGCUCACUUUUAAUCCCAUGGAGUAUUUUUGCUUCUUUGGGGAAAAGAAGCUUUUUGUUCUCAUCUCCACCUAAUAGCUUCUUGAUUACAACCUUCUCAGAAUAGUCCAUUUUACAGUUGUGCUUGGUAGCCAAGCCUUUGAACAGGAGUGAGGCUAAGGGUGACCUUGUUAUGAUACAAACCUUGCUGCUUUUGAAAUGCAAAUUAAGUUGUUAUCAUGCUAACUAGAUUCUGGUCUCUAACACAGCCAGGUCACCUUCAGCCUCACUCCAAAUCAAAGGCUUGGCAACUAAGUACACAACUGUAAAAUGGCCUAUUGUUUCUUGCCACAAAAACCAAACCAUGGGAUCCUCGACCGAUAGCCUCUUCUUUGUCUUGCAACUGUUCCCGUGCAAAUAAUGGUAAACCGUGACAAUCCAGAGAUCCGUCUGAAUUAUACUUCCCUUUCAGGAAGGGCAAUUUAAACGCCCUAGAGUUGACGAUUUGUUUUGGACACUUGGUCGAGAAGAAAUUCUUCAAAUUCCUUUUAAUGGCUACCUUCUGCUAACUUUCUUUUGCCUUUUCACCCAUUGAGAAAUUCCCAUGUGCAGGACCCCUCGCAAACCUCUCUUCACCUAGUAUUACUCAAUGCCUAAAACUUAUUUGUGGAUGAAGAAACAUUCGUAUUGAAGGACUCAUUACUCGCAUGCUAGUCUAAGUUUGGAGCUGGGGCUGAACGUUGUUAUCUUUUGAGAAGCCUGAAAACGCUGUUACGUUCUCACAUUUACAAGCAUAUGUAUAUUGUUGUUUCAUUAAAUCAAUGCAGACGUGACCAGGAAACAUAUCAAAGUUACAAUUGUUUAUUGUAAUGUGGUAUGUCAAGUUGGUUUUCACAUUUUGUGUGACUUUUUAUGCUGCAACUAAAACUCUUGGUAAAUUUAGCAUAACAAAAGGUAAUUAAACAGGUUUACAACAUGAAAAUGUAGCCAUCUUUUUGUGCAUAAUGGUUCAUUAUUAUUCAUACCUUUCAGUAAAGGAAAAGAAAUUAAUAACACUUGAUUUUAGUCACACAUGUUAUCGUCGUGGGGAUGAAUAUGCUAAGCGCUUGAGUGCCUUUGUACAAACAGUUUGCGCAACAUGACAUCCUUUCCGCGUUUUAGGAUUUGGGGUUAUUUUCCACCAUUCCGUAUUUAAGGAUAUGGGGUCAUUUUCCACUGUUCUGUGUUUUAGGAUUUGGGGUCAUUUUUCACCACUCCAUGUUUUAGGAUUUGGGGUCAUUUUCUGCCAUUCUGUUCUUCCAUUGUUCCAGCUUUUAGGGUCACCCAUAAGGGAGACUGUAGUCUCUGUAAUUAUGCUCCCUAUCCUAGGUGUACUAUGUCUAUUGCUACAGACAAUGUGAUUGUGGGGGCUUCUACAUGUGGCUUCAGAUGAGCUUUGCUAUUCGGGGUGUCUGGAAAGUGGCUCCUUCAGAUUUAACACUUAACUCACAGGUCACCGUUGUAACUGUUUCAUUGAAUUAUUACCAGUGCAGGAACUUCAUGGAUUUCUCUAUUACUCACAGAGUCAAAUGAUACUAUAGCUCUCAGAUACUGUUUUAAAUGAUACAGGCCUCUUAAAUGUUGGGUCUGUUUAGGUUUCAAUGUAUCAAAUGUGAAAUACCCAAGAUGUUUCAAAAUAUCUAAUCACACUCAUGUGAACAUUCAAGUACAACAAUUAUGAGUUCUUUUAGGAUCAGGUAUUUGAAUGGAUUAUUUUGUUACUCCUUUUAAUGUGUGCCCUUAAAAGUGUCACUUCGAAAUAUCUGUUAGCCCUUUAUCUCCUAUGACUGACCAAGACAGAAUUUCUCCUUACUUUAGCUGUACAAGUGAUGAGAAUAAAGAAAAAUAUCAAUGAUGGGAUAAAUAAUUGAUCCAAUACCAAAUUCUCCAUACUAACAUAAUGAGAAUCAUUUGACAGACAGGGGAAUUACUAAUGCAAUGUUGGGAGUUAAAGGGUUAAAUGUGAUGUGACAUUUAUAUUGAUAAACUAAUGAACUCACACAUCAGCCACAACAUUUUGGUGCACAACUGAGUGUGUGGUUUGUUUUAUUCUCUGACGCAGGAAUGGACAUAUAUUUUACCAAUGACAAAGCUACAACCAGGUUACCCUUCGACAGCUCAUAACUUUUUCAACAUCAACAACUCCCAAAGGUGGACUCAUCUCAGACUUAAUAUCUAUCCAGGUAAGUUAAUGUGAGCAACUUGUAGGAUUUCCAGUCCUUUGCUGAUUAAAACUACAGAAAAAUUUGAACAGCGUGCUCAAGGCUGUCUAUGGCUUCACUCCAUCAGGAACAUCUCCCCUCCUUGUUGCAAACAGGAAUAACCUGAUCACUGACAAAGAGGAGUUUGUAGAGGGCUGGGCUGAACACUUCAUAGCAUAUAAUAGUGUUCUCGACAGCCCUUCUCCAUAAAUGACAAACACUUACUAACCUCCCAACCAAAGCUGAGGUGGAGAAAGCUGUCAUAUCUGAUGUAGACUGUAGAGUAUUCUUCACCACCUUUGCCUUUUCUCUGGAGCUUAGUGAUACUAUAAAUUAUUGAGAAGUUGAAAUCUGAUUUUAAAUGCAGUUUGAUCUAUAUUUUACCAGGACAAGUUUGUCAUAGUGUAGACAAGUUCAUUCUAUGCCCUAAGGGUAUAAAUAAUCACAAGUUACUGUUUUGCUUUUUUUUUUAUAGAUGGUGGGGUUGCACGACUAAGAGUGUAUGGAAAAGCAGUCAAGGAUUGGAAUCACUUGGACAAAAACAAGGUUAAAUUUUUACUACUUUGAAAAUAGUGACAUCCUACAGUUCUUUUAUACGUUAAUAUUGUAAACUCAGACUUAAAAUCAAUAAAUUUUAAAACCUUCCACCCUUCUCUUAGUACUGGCAAGUGGAGGCUGGGAGGAAAUAUCUAUCACUACAGUACUACCUACUUAUUUAUUGCCCUGGGUCCAUGUGUUGUGACCUAGAGCCAAACUCAUUCCAUAAGCAGUUAAUCAUAUGAGCACUAAUUUUGGAAAAUUUUGGAAUUUUAUUUCAACCAAAAUGGAAUUUACUUACAUUCAAAAGAAGGGUACACCCAGGGCAACAACUAAAAAUAUUCUGCAGUUAAAAUAUCUUUCUUUUUUUCUUCGAGUCAAAACAAGAAAUUCUUCAUUCAAGGAGAGGCCCAACUCAUUUUCUCAUGCAUGUUAUUUGAAGUUAAAGCCCACAAUUUCAAUCCACUUCCUUGGAAAAUCCAAAAGAGCUGUGUGGGUGCAGGGCCGGAGGAGACACAAAGAAGACACAAACUAAAGUCAAAUACACAUUGGUCAAUGUUGAUGUAGCCAUGAUAGGAAGAUAGAACAAAACAUUCACAAAUAUUACCACUGCCAACUGUAAACCUCAGUGCACCUUGUGUGAUGGUUAAGCAGGAUAAACACAUUUUUGCCAUACAGGUGCCUGUUGACCUGGCUGCUAUGGAGAAUGGUGGAAUGGUUGUAGGUUGGAGUGACAUGCACUUUGGGCACCCUCGCAAUCUUAUUGCUCCUGGGUUAGCAGCUAAUAUGGGUGAAGGCUGGGAGACGGCUCGCAGGGUAAGAAUUUGUUUGGUUGGAACCUCUCUAUAGCAGCCCUCCUUUUUUAAAUAGUCCACAUUGUUCCCUUUGGUGGAUGAAGCAAUGCACAAAAUUAAUUCUAAAUGAUUUGAAGUUCUCAUCAAGGAGUUUAUCUUAAAAUUCUCUUAUGCUUAAAUUUUAAAGUGGAAAGACAAUGUCAACUUAGAAAGUUCAGAGCUUUCAAGUUAAUGAAAUCCAUUCACCAGGAAUCAUAAUUAUUCAUCAACAACAAUUGCCCUCAUUGAUUACACCUUAUAAUUUAGUACAGCUAAAUAUAUGGUGCCUUAGCCUGGCGUAAGGCCUGAGGUGGAAAUUUCCCUUUACAUAGAUAAUGCGGUGGAGAUUUUGCAAACUACACCACACAAAUUUUUCAUUUCUCACUUUCGGUAGUUCUUGUAUGGUUAUUAUUAUUUGGUAGGUUGCAAACCCAAACCCCACUUGCAGUGAACUGACUGAUCCAUUCUUCUGGCCUGUGGAGUUUUCCACAGGGAUUGUUUUUUCUCAAGUUACAGACUUCCAUUUUGCAAAUUACAAAUUUCUAUUUUGCAAAUCAUUAGCGGUUUUCUAUUUCGCAAAUCAUCAACAGGUUUCUAUUUCACAAAUCAUCAACAGGUUUCAAUUUCACAAAUUACAGAUUUCUACUUUGGGAAUUACAGAUGUCAAUGAGAAUUGUUUUCUCAUACCAUAAUGUGGUAAGAACAACAGUUACACCCUGGCUUGGUACUCUUGUGUCCCUGAUUUGUUCUUUCUGCAUUUUUUUGACAUAUAAAAUGUGAAAUUGCACACAGAAAAAUAGAAUCUGGUGAUUAUCAAUGCAAAAUGGCGAGAGUGAUCAUGGCACUGAUCAUAGCAUUAUGUCUCAUAACAAUUAACUAGUAAAUGGUUUUUUGUAGCUUGAUCGUCCUAGUAUAAUUGAGGUAGGAGAAGAUGGAUGCUUAAAAGUACCAGGUUAGUCAAUUGAAACUUUUUAAUAAGAUCCCUGUACUUGUGACCUCUGCAGUUAACUUUGAAAAAAAGGAAUGAAAAUAGAUAUAAAUAAACUUGACAUAAAUUAUUUGAUGCAUGAUGUUUAGAUUUUUAAUUAUUAUAGCUCUGAGAGCAAAAUGUUGUCAUUACCCUCUGCUGUAAGAGUUCUCUACAAACAUCUUUUAUCACCAGCUGUGAUCACAAAGCACAUAUGCAAAGUUGUAGAAAAAGGAGGAUUCUGGUGCAUUUUGAAAACAAUCUUGACUUUUAAGGCAUUUCAUGAAAUUUAACCUUGAUUUCAAGGCAACUUGAAUUUUUCACAGGUGAAUAAUAUUCACAAUGUCUCACUCAUGAGUUCUGAAUAUUAUCAUCUUUAGUAGUCUGAAUAUUAUCAUCUUGAGUGGUCAUCUUGAACGAUUCUCUUGAAAGAUUCUCUUGAAUGCUUCUCUUAUUGCACCAUCGGGGUGUGGAUUGUUUGUAUGAAUAAUUCAUGCCUUUGCUUCAAUUCAUCAUACAUGAUAUGCGUGAAUUUCACAACAUCAUCUGAAAUUCAAGUCUUUGCACAUGCAAGCAUGCUUCAUGGUUUCAUUCAACAGGAUGGGCAUCAAUUUUGUAUCUUCUUAUGAAGAAGUUGUACAUGUGGUGUGCCUUGAUUUGUUCUUUUGUCAUAAGCUUGUCUCUGUAAAUGAGAAAAGUAUGACAGUCUCAGUUUAAACCUUCAUGAAAAUAAUUCGCUCUUUUCGUCGAUCUCAGGAGUACAAGAGACAAUGAUCUUCAUGGAAAUGGAUUGAGAUUGGUGGAUAUAGAAGAAGGAGUUCAGCUCGCAAUUAACAGGAAAGCAUUAGGCUCAGGGAAUGUUAAUUUUUUUUUUUUUUUUAACAUUUUUUUUUAUUUUCACUUAAAGCACAAACUAACGCUUACGCUACUCACUAACACUAAUUACGAAAUACUGCGUUACAUUACAUUCACGGUCGGCUAGAUUUAAUUUAUGUAGUGGGAAUGGGAAUGUUAAAUGUCACAUUUUAAUCCUCUCAGAUGCUGAGCUCAACAUCAUUAACCAUGGGCUUGAAAGCAUGACUUAUUAAUGAGACAACUUCUUGUAUACAAAGACACUGUUUUGACAGAAGAACAAAUCAAGGUACACCACAACUUCCUUGGAUGAGGAUACAACAGUGAUAUUUGAAAAUCUUCAUGCAAACAAUGAACAUGCUGAUGGCCAAACAAGAGAAUAUUUCAAGAGAAUUGCUCGAGAUGAUCUUUCAAGAUGAUAACAUUCACAUCCUCUUCAGAACUCACGAGUUAGACAUUGUGAAUAUUAUUUACAUGUGAAAAAUUCAAGGUGCCUUAAAAUCAAGGUUGUCUCCAAAAUGCAUAGGAAAUGUUUUUUGAAGUUAAGGUUAAAUUUCAUGAGUUGCUGUAAAAAUCAAGGUUGUUUUCAAAAUGCACCAGAACCCCCUUUUUUCUACUACUUGCAUUUCUACAACUUGCAACUUAGCUCCAUACUUCAGAAAAUUUGUCAAUCAAUCAAGCCAAGAAAUCAAGUGACUAUACAAUAGUCAAUGCUCACCAUACUUACAUGAUGUUACUUUUAAAGCAAGCAACCUGUUACAUUGCUGGCACAGGUUUUUGCAUUGCAUGUGUGGUGAUGAUGUUGGAGUAGGUAAUGUCUAUGUAUGCAUCCAUCUGUGACUAGGACAUCUAAUUUCCAUUGGCAAGGAAACAUAAAAUAAAUGUGAUAUGUGCAAUCUAGUGAAGUGAACAUACUUGAGAGCAGUGCAAUGGCAAGGUGUAUUAUGGGGAAUUACGGUCAACUCGCCGACGGACCAACUCGCCGACGUAUAAAAUCAAGUAGAGACAUCGGCGAGUUGGUCCUCAAUCCAGAUGUUCACCAAUGUUCACCAGUGUUUUUUUACUAAAUAUCGUUUACUUUUCUGUAUGUUUAACUUUUAAUAAGUUGUAUUGGAUGGACGACCAACUCGCCGACGUCUCUACUCGAUUUUAUACGUCGGCAAGUUGGCGUUGGCGAAUUAGUCCGUCGGCGAGUUGACUGGUUACCAUUAUGGGCACCAGAUUGAUCAUUGCACAUGUGCUUUGUAUAGGCAAGUAGAUGCGAAAAAGAUGUAUGUGAGAAGUUGAUUAACAAUUCAGGUUUUUGGCUUGAAAUCACAUUCUAUGUCACAGUUGAAAACACUUUUUGUGUAUUUUAAAAUUUCCACCGAGCAUGCCCAGCAUAUUUAUUGACAGCUACUAGCUGUGUCAAAUGGAAAUAACGACUCAAAGUCAAUAUUGAGGAGACGAUGUUAACUUAAUAGUCAGAAAUGAGGUAGAAAGAUACGGAACAAAAAUUAAGAGGCAAGGAGAAAGUUGGGAGUAGCUCAAAAGCAAUUUAAAAAGGCUUGCUUGCACAUGUAGAGAUAUAACAAAGAGCAAGCAAUACCACAGCUGAAGUCAGGAACAUCUGUGGUAGAGAAGAAUACAAAAGAGAGCAGGAAAAAAUAAUGGGGUUGGAAGGCAAAGAUCUAGUUAAAAGGGACUUGAAAAGAAAAGUCAAAGGGCUUGUGAUACCACACAAAAUAGAUUUCAUGCAGUAACAAAAAAAUCAAAAGGUGAAAAAGUCCAGAGAAAAAUGAUGAAGAUCUGGUAAAGAAAAGCAUGAAAAAAAGAAGAAACAGGGGUCAUGAAGGCAGAUGGAAAAGAAAUGAAGAGCAGAAAAUUCAUGGGAAGGAGAGGUCAAAAGGAAAAGUUGAAGAUGUGAUUAUUUUUCAUCUAGAACAGGAAAGUGAAAAAUCAGCUCCUCCAAUUACAAAUCAAUACAAUUUUGCAAGAGAUGUCAGAGCUAUGUUUGUAUUUUGAAACAGAAUCCUUGCAAUAAUGUUAUUUGUUCUGACCUCUAGGUUAGAAUAUGAAAAGUUGUCCUUGAUGUUAUCCUAUUACAAAAAUGGAGCAGUUCUUUUAUAGGAUCAGCUUAAAAAUUCAUGAAUUAUCUCAGAUUUAAAAACAAGAAAAAAAGUGAUGGAAGGGAGAAAAAGAUCAUAAAACUCUAGAAGGAAGUCUUACAUAGUGCUACCUAAUUUCCUCUGGCUUUUCAGAUUUUUCAUAAUAAGAAGAAUGAUGAAUUUUUAUAUAGUGCUUUUUAUAUAAAAUAUUCAAAAGCACUUUUUAUCUGAAAUUUUCAAAAGGGCUUUACAAUUUGAAGAAAAUUAAAAUAUUUAAAUUUAAAAUCUAAAAUACCAUUAAAUAUCAUGCUUUUUUGAUGGGCAUGUCUUCAACUGUUUCUUAGAAGUAACAUAGUUAUGAGGCAUUGUAAUCAACUUUGCAAGCUACUAUUCCACUUAGAUGGACCAGUGAGGCAAAGGCUUGAUCACCUAAACUCUUGCAACUCACAUAAGACACCUCUAACACAGCAGGUUCAUUGGACUGCAGAGAACUUCUGAAAGAUCCCCUUUCCUUGCAUGUGAUGACAGAUGCAACAUGGUGCUAUACCAACAAAAGUUUUUAAAGCAGAUAAUAAUACUUUGAACUUGAUUGGAAACUGUACCAAUGAAGUCAAUGAAGGUCUUUGAGGUAGAAAUAAUAUGAGAUAUGAGGGUGAGAUGUGUUAGGAUGUGAUUUCUUAGUUGUUUGGUUUUGUGGAGACCCUUAAAAGCUUUGCAGCAAUUGUUCCCUUUAUGACAAUCCUUUGUCAUGCUUUAGUCAAACCAAGAACCUGAAUUUCUGGCACUUUUUACUGGCUCAACAAUUGAGUCUCCAACUAUGUUAAAGUUGGUCAAUAUUUAUUGUGGACAGCUGACCACAGGUACCAAAAAUCAAGAAUUCAGCUCAAUAGAGUCAUUUAUUAUGAGAUGAUAAGAGACCAUCCAUUAUCAGUAAUACUAAGCUAGCUGUGAUUCUGAUUUAAAUAAGGAGUAGAUCUGAGUGUUGUCUACAAAGGCAUGCACAGGUGGAAAUAAUGUUUUCUUAUGAGCAGAGGAGAAAAAAAAGAACGGGACCCAGACAGGUUCUUUGAGGCACUCUACAGGAUAAGUUGACUCAUUUGACAGAGGGCAUGUUUUCGAAAAUGAUUAGUAAGACUGCAACCAUUUAAGAGCAGUAUCUGUUAUACCAAAGUCAUUUUCUAAGGUAUUCAGUCACAAGGAGUGGGUCAACCACAUCAAAGGGGGCAUUAAAAUUCAAGCUUUAGGUUGUAGUGUUUUUACAAAUACCGAAAUCCAUUCCACGAAAGAGAACAUCAAUGUAAACAAUUACUCACAAAAUAUGUGAAUUUUGCAGAAUGGGAAUCUGUUAGAGUGAGGAUCCACCUAUAGCUAAUGUAGCCUGGAAUUGGCAGGUGCCCUCCUCUUUCAAUUUAUGUUUUUUAUUUUGACUGUGCGUCCUCUCCUUUAAAUUCACAAUUAAAUUUACAUUAGUAUUGUUUUUUCCCAAAGUAUAAAAAAUGAAUGACACUUGUUUGUAAGUUGCCUUAUGCAAACAUAAACACUCACAUUAAUCAGGCCUACUAAAAAUGUAUUGCUGAUUAAUCAUCAAUACCAUAAACACAUUUAUAUCAUUCAAUAACAGGUUGUGAAUGGGCAGUUAUUCAGUUAGGACAUCAAGGAAUUUUGAAAAAGGUAGGAUUUUUUUAAUUAUACUGGAAGGGCAUAUAAAAUACAAUAAAGAAUUCAGUUAUUGUCUUCUAGCUAGAGGAAAGUAAAGUUGCAGAAAAUUAAAUUUUUGUGCUUUCUUAUUUCUUUUGUUUGUUUGUUUGUUUGUUUUUGUAGAUUGAAAUUGACACCAAUCACUUUAAAGGCAAUUUUCCCCAUUCCUGUGUAAUGGAAGGUAAAAUUAACUAAAUGGUGAUGAUGGAUCCAUGACAGGGAUAUUAACUAUUUCAAUAUUGAUAAUAUUAUUGAUCCUGAUAAGAUCAAAACUAUAACAAAAUACUGGAAGGUGAUUGUUUCUCACCAGCCCAAUUUGAGCACCAUUUAGACAGUGUUUGCAUCAUGCUUGUAAUUGUUCAGUGUUACAGGACAGUAUACACAUGCCUGUGUAAUUGGACAUGCUGUAUGUGCACACUAUUGUCUUGCCUUUCACCAAGUGAACAAUUUUUUUUUAAUGAAAACAUAUAACUGAUGGCUGGUUUGUUUUUGAAAUUCUAUCAUUAUGAUGGGUUUUGAUGGAUUGGUGGUAGGAUUUUGUGUUGUCCAGUUCUGUCUGUAAUGGUACUUGUAAUAAACAAAUUGGACUCUCAGCAUGUCUUUUGAUUUUGUUCAUCACUAGAAUGAUUACAGACCAAAUUGGAUAUACCAUAAAAAAUAAGAGUCUCAAUAAUAACAGUGGUAAUCAUGAUAACAAAUCUAGGAUGUGAAUAUGAGUGAUCUUCACAAUAAUGAACAAAACUUAAGCAGUAGUGAAAAUGAGGGCGUAUCAUCUCAUAGAGGCCUAAAUUUUUCAUGCCUUAUUUUAGCUACUGCUUAAGUAGCUUUCAUCACUGCAAAUAUCUCUUUCAUAUUCAUUUCUUAACCUAAAGUUCACUUACAUGAUUUUCAUAUAUUUAAAGUCAUUUAAGACUAGGAUGCUUGGUGAAGGGUGACACUGGAGGAUGUGGGGUUUGAUUCUAAAGGGGGGACUCAGAUUUCUUUUGCCCAAACCUGUCACAAGACAAACAAUAUCUUUGUUUGGGGACUGCACUAAGUGUUUGCCAUAAUUCUUACUCUAUUCAUUCACAAUUGCAGCAUUGCUGAUGGUAAUAAUUAUGCAGGAUGCAUGUAAUAUCUAUACCUACCUUGUAGUGAUGACCUACUGCAUGUAGCUCACCAAAUAAUUCUCAGUAACUCAUUGCAAGAUCAGCCUAAAGUCUGAAAGUCUGGGGAUUGGCUCCUGGUGGGGAACUCUGAGGGAGGGGGGGGGUGCAUAUUGAUGAGUUUCCAAACACUACUGUACACUGUAAAUUAUACUGGUAUCAUUAAUGUUGUCAGUGACAGCGAGUAUUCCAUAAACAAUUUAUAAGGGAAUCAUCAUACCCAAGAUGAUAAAAAAGCAAUGUACAACAACAGGAUAAUAUAGAAUGUUACAGGUUAGAAAAUCAUAGACCCUGAACAAAAUCAUACUGAACACCUUAUAACAGCUAUUGGAGGUUGUCCUUAAAUUUCUGAUUAGUUUCCCUAAUUUUUUGCAGCCGGUAGUUUCUUUGAUAAGUUUGGUAUUGUUUAUAAUGAUUAUUGUCAUUAUUUCUAUUGUUGCUGUUGUUAUUAUUAUUAUUGUUAUUAUUCUUGGUAGGAGUCUUUGUGCCAUACCUUAAAAGAUUAGAUGCUUCCACUGAUGACUGGUCAUCACUAAAAUGGAAAACAAUUUUACCCACUUCCAAGGUGCUCUAUUCCUUUUUUAAGUUAUGCCAUACCACAUCCUUUUUGUUUUUCUAAUUAAUUUCUAAACAUGUUAUGAAGCAAAACAGCUGCACAAAAGGCUUUCAGAAUUUUUUAAGUAAUAAGCUUGAUUGAGGUUAUGUCACAAACAGGAUGGUUCCCUGAACCACCCACCUGAUCUGAUUGUGGAGGCCAUAGGAAAAAGAGGAAAAUACCUCAAGAUCAAAACAAAUAAAUCGGUAGACCUCUAUAUUUUUACGGUGGAAAAGUCCUUUUUUAAUAAGAAAAAAGGAAACAGUUUGCUGUUUUGUAAGAGAAAUCUUACAAGGGCUAAACCCUAAAAAUUCGCGAUCUUUUAUCUUAAGCUAAAACGAUGAGUGUUGCCUAUUCCUACUUGCUUUUCUUCCAAUGAGAAUGGGGCGGAAGGUUUUUAAAAGAUGCUGAGGCAAUAUCUUACAUUUUGAGGAUCUCUCCCUGGACAUGUUUGAUUUAUUUAUUUAUUUAUUUAUUUAUUUACCUUACCUCAAGCACGUUGAAUUACAACAAAGCACCGCUACAGCGCUCGGAAUUGGCUCCUUCACUUUGCAAAACCUGUUAAUUUACUCUUAUCAUGAUGAAGUUUGCUCGCGCGGUAUUUCUUGCUUGACACGCGUGUGUUCAGAGGUUUUUUGUGUCUUUGGUAGUUUUCCUUGUCGUGGAGUCCACCCCAGUUCGUGGAAUUCUUUGGAGUACCCUUAAAGCCUGUGAAAGGAAGCCUCCUCGGGUGGUGCAUUACUUUAUUAUUUUUAAAGGGAUUGACCUUUUAAGAUUUUGUAGUGAACUUACUUUUAUUAUAUAUUGAUAAAUACAUUUCCUAUUUUUCAGUUGUCUCCACACAAGGGUCACUUCUUCUCCAAGCUUGAAGAAUGUGGUGUCGUUUCACAUGUACGGCUAACUAUUUAUCCAGACGGAGGUAUCAGUCGUCUGAGAUGUUGGGGUUUGCCUGACCUUUCCAGCAAGUCAAGCUUGUGAUUCGUCCUUAAACUUUGACUUUCCCAUUUCCCAUUCCCAUUUCCCAUUCCCAUUUCCCUUUCCAUUUCCCAUUGGCGCGCUCUGCCACCGAACUAUAAGGUCCAUGGAGACAAACUUCCUGCAUAUUGCUAGGAAGUGGAAUGUCGAUAUGUUAUGUUUAUGUGCAACGAUGAUGCAAAUGACGAUUGAAAAUUAUAAUCAAGUUGAUGUAAGUGAAGAAAGAUGUUAUUGAGCUCACGCUCCGAACCAGUUGUCCUUCAUGUUUUUUCCCGUAAGGAUUAGCGCACCCAUGGCAUACCGGUACUAUUCGAAAACAUGUGCGGCAACAUAGCUGUUGCAAGUACAUGUCUUAAAGCCAAAUACGAAGCUGUUUCAUUGAACAGUUUGGUUGUCAGAACCGAUGUUCACACGGUCAGAUUUUUUACACUUUUGAAAAUUAUCACAAGAAUCUGAAGUAUAUUUCUUAGGGCUAGGACAAUAAAAUUUCCUAUUUCACUUUAGAAAUUGUUUUAAUGGUUCUUCACGGCAUACGAAAGACAAUACGAAAAACGGCCCGAAAAGUUUCUCCUGUGCCUCAGCAAUACCCUUCUACGGUAAGUUUCCUUAGUGGUAGGGAAAUUAAACUAAAAUUGCAGGAGAGCUCAACGUAACAAACAGGGCACAAGGAAAACUGUAAGCGUGCAAGAUAACAUAACAAUCGGGCAAUAACGAAAUUUAAGAAAGUGCAAAAAAACUGACGUAACGUUCGGCGACAAAAAUGAAAAGUAAAAGUAUACAAGAGUAGAGAUACUAACGUAACAAUCAAGAAACAAGGAAAGCUAAAAGUGUAUGAAACACUAGCGUAACAAUUGGGAAACCAACGAAACUUUAAAAAAUGAGAAGUACUAAGGUGAAGAUAGGAAAACAAGGAAACUGAAAGUCUGAGACAUACUAACAAAACAAACAAGAGUUCAAGGAAAACUAAAAAAGCGCGAGAGACCAACGUAACGGGAAAACUUAAGGUGCAAGUGAUACCCAAAAUAACAGUCCGACACAGCAAAAAUGAAAGUGUGCG
Pocillopora meandrina is the source of this 19895-nucleotide messenger RNA. NCBI's taxonomy places the organism in Eukaryota, Metazoa, Cnidaria, Anthozoa, Scleractinia, Pocilloporidae. The record is from the annotation of a GenBank genome assembly.